ACUUGUAUCCUCUCCUCUUGCCGCCAUGAAGUGUCACGUUGCCGUCGCCGUUGCCGUCGCCAUGGUCGUCGUCAUGGGUCUGGCCAGCGCCGAGGCCGAGGCUGACGCAAAGGCGCGCCCUGGUUAUGGUAACUACUACUACAGCUACAGGGACGCCCGCCGCCGCAACGUCUUCCUCGACUAUGACUCGUUUGACCGCGACAAGAGGGAAGCGAAGGCCGAACCGGCGGAUAAGACUGAGACCGAGGGUGUAGCAGAGGACCCAAGCGAGCACCAGGUCUUCAAGAGAGCGGCUAAGGCUGAAGCUGAGGCUGAAGCGGACGCCUCCUACGAGGGUUACGGCUGGCGCCACCCAUACAAGUACCCCUACAACCCCUACCGCCGCUAUUUCUGGAAGUAGCUCCUGAGAUGACUAGCUUACUCCGUGUGACUUCUCUGUUUGCCCUCAGCAUCACGUAGCGUAGAGGAAGAUAUUGUAAAAGAGGAAUAAAAUAGAUAUAAAAGGUA
This is a messenger RNA of Scylla paramamosain (green mud crab), 507 nucleotides long. RefSeq lists its product as uncharacterized. Bases 26 to 400 code for a protein of 124 amino acids. The transcript has 2 exons. The record is from RefSeq and is a predicted model, not a curated record. NCBI's taxonomy places the organism in Eukaryota, Metazoa, Arthropoda, Malacostraca, Decapoda, Portunidae.